AUGGCAGGCGAGAAUCCAGACUGGCAGCCGGUGCCCAUCUCGCUGCGGCCCAUCUUUCGACUCUCCUGCCCCGUGGAAACGGCUCACGUCGUCGGUGAUUCGGGCGAGGGGUUGCGCAAGAUCGUUCCCAUCCCCGCAGGCGGCGUCAUGACCAGCGAUACAAUCCCCGCCUUCGACGGUGCGACGGGCAUGCCUGGUGGUAGCGACUACUUCCGCACCGACCGCUUCGGCAAGACUCGCCUCGACGCCAGGUACUUCUUCCAGCUCAAAUCAGGUCACAACCUCUUCUUUCAGUCGUCCGGCAUCCGCUUCGUGCCAGAAACAUAUCCCGACCAGAGCGCAAAAUACGCCCUCCUGGCAGGCCAAGACAUCGACCCAAGCAAAUACUACUUUCGGCUCAAACUCAUGCUCGAAUGCGACGACCCGGAUGCGCUGGUGCAGGACGCAGUGAACAAGAUCGUCAUUGCCAGCGCUGUACGUCAUCCGGAUAGCGUCGUGUACCAGGCGUAUGUUGUAGAGUAG
This is a messenger RNA of Kalmanozyma brasiliensis GHG001, 522 nucleotides long. RefSeq lists its product as uncharacterized. NCBI's taxonomy places the organism in Eukaryota, Fungi, Basidiomycota, Ustilaginomycetes, Ustilaginales. The transcript has 2 exons. The coding region runs from base 1 to 522 and encodes 173 amino acids. The record is from RefSeq and is a predicted model, not a curated record.